This is a messenger RNA of Bacillus rossius redtenbacheri, 2077 nucleotides long. RefSeq names its product probable cardiolipin synthase (CMP-forming) (gene CLS). The record is from RefSeq and is a predicted model, not a curated record. The transcript has 7 exons. Gene Ontology annotation, molecular function: cardiolipin synthase (CMP-forming) activity. Gene Ontology annotation, biological process: cardiolipin biosynthetic process. The coding region runs from base 145 to 1269 and encodes 374 amino acids. Gene Ontology annotation, cellular component: mitochondrion; membrane. NCBI's taxonomy places the organism in Eukaryota, Metazoa, Arthropoda, Insecta, Phasmatodea, Bacillidae.
ACUUUUAUGAUUGUUACCAUCUUUGGUUGUUAUGUAACAUGUGUUAAUGUGUACAGAAAUCUACUGCCUCGCCAUGCAGUAGUGUUAUUCCUUGUUUCUUUAGUAUAAUAAGGUGUCAGUUCUGCAGCAUCGAGAUUCACUGAAAUGUCGUGUGCGCCAUUGUCGCUACGGAUGGCGAUAAAACUGUCCCCUCUCCUUCCGCCAACCAAGUGUUUGCUUCAGACGUACCGGCGCAUGUGCGUCUGGCGAGCAGAGUGUUUCUUGCGAGCGCAGUUCGGUACUCUGCGAAGUGUUGAUAAGACAAUGUGCAGUCACGUGAAUUCAGUGCGCCAAGUGACCAUGUUCCCCCAGCACUUCAGAGUCCGUUUCAAGCAGAGGGUUUUGGGCAGAUGUACAUUCUGCAGCACUGGGAACAAUGACGUCUUGUUCUCAGGAAAGUUGAGCGAGCUCUUUGCAAGACUGCAGACCCUAUCCAGCAUCGGCUGUUGUAAGUAUAGUUCGCAAAAAGAAGCUGGGGAAGAACAUAAAGUCAUGAAGAAACGAGAAGUAAUUCAUGAAGUGAUUCAAGAGAAAAAAGAACGCAUCAAAGAAAGUGGUCAGCUUCUUUUGAAGGACAUAAGAGAAACACGUGACAAGGUUAAGGAAAGAAUGGAAGAGGUUGUGGAGACGGAAAACGUGUGGACGAUCCCGAAUCUCCUGUGUGUGAUGCGGAUCGUGGUCUCUCCGCUGCUCGGCUACUUGAUCCUGCAGUCCAACUACACCUUGGCCCUCGGCCUGUUGGGCGUGGCCGGCAUCAGUGACGUGCUUGACGGCUGGAUUGCUCGCACAUUUGAAAGCCAAGCAUCGAAGAUGGGCAGUUUCCUGGACCCCAUGGCUGACAAAGUGCUGAUUGCUGUCCUGUUUCUGUCCCUCACCUACAUGGAUCUCAUACCAGUGAUCCUGACUGGGGCUAUAAUAGCUCGUGACUUGCUGCUUGUGGGAGCAGGGUUCGUCAUUCGUUAUCGGUCGAUACCUCCACCGAGAACGCUGAGCAGGUACUUCGACGUGACGUACGCGACAGCCCAGCUGGCGCCCACGGCCAUCAGCAAGGUUAACACCGCCAUCCAACUACUGCUCGUGGCGUCCACCCUCGCGGCGCCUGUGUUCGGCUACGUCGAUCACCAGGCGUUGCACGUCUUGUGGUAUGUAACAGCAUGUACCACAGUUUCAUCAGCCUUCAGUUAUCUUGUAUCCAAGAACACGUACAAAUACUUCAAACCAAGACAGUAAUUACACUAGCAGUAUUAUACUGUAAUCAAGAUAUGUACUUUAAAAUGGCAUUUUAGUUGGUAAGAAUGCAUUGCUUUUAGAGCACAUUAUGUACAUGUUUUCUUUGGGAAAGCCACCGUCUAGCUUAUGUCAGGGUGUCAUUUUCAAAUACAUUUGUAAAUUAAUUUUUAUAUUUUAAAAAAUCAGAAAUGCCAUAACAGUUGCUAGUUUUACGUACUAAACAGCAUGCAAUUAAUGUUAACAACUCUUCUAUGCAAAAAUUUAUAAUUGACAUGAUUGAAAUGUUUUAAUUAUAUUUGCUUGUUCCAAGUAAAGUGACAGCCAACUAUGCAAAUAAAGCUAUUAAGUAGGUCAAAAUUAGUAGAUACACCAGUAAUAACUAGAGCUGGGCCGAUCACCUAUUUUGCCGAUAAUGCCGAUGCCGAUCAUCUGCUGCCGAUCUUGCCGAUCUUCUGAGCCGAUGAGAGCCUUUCAAGUACCUCUGAUUACACGUUGCUUUUGAUGGAUCACUAUAAACGGUGAAAUAUUCCCAGACAAAACUACUUUUCAUUGACAUGAUUACUUCAAAAUCACGACAUCAUAAAUUUCACGGACUAGCGAUUAUACAGGUAAGCACGGAAGGUCUUAUCAAGCUUCUCAGACACCAGCGUGCAGCUGGGUUAAGGCCAAGGUCAUGUGACAUAACAUCUCCCGAGGCUUACUGCGCCUUGGCAGCAGAUGGAUAAAAAUAGUAAACUCCCCAUUAUUCGUGUUCAUUGGGACCCGCCGAUGCCCGGAUAAUUGAAAUUCUGUAAAAAAAAAAAAUAAA